AAAGAGAGCCAGUCAGCCAGCUCAGCUGAAAAGGAAGGAAAAUGGCUCUAGGAAUCUUCUUCCUAGCCCUGUGUCUCCUGCCAGUUUCCUACUGUUAUAGUACAUAUAAAGUACACUGUAAUGCAACCACGCCUACAUGUACAUGUCCUUACAUGUACAAUGGUGAGAGGAUUAAUGUAUGUCUCUUUUCUCUUAACAUCCAAGUACUACAAUCGUUCACUAGUUACUACCUACCGGUGGAACUAGAGGGUAGAGCUGCUUACGGGAGGCCAUGGUAUAUAAACUCUACCACUGGAGAGCUCUUACCAAUCCCAGGAGCUAAGGGAAGGUGUGAUGAUGCCGUGGGUGAGGGGGAGCCCCAUUGCUCCCUCCCAUUUACAAUGGAUGGGUACACUUAUCGUUCGGUCAUUUCAGUCAACGGACAGUUUCCUGGUCCUACGUUGAUAGCUCAGUUCAAUCAGACAUUAGUCAUUAAUGUAACCAAUUGGUUAGGAGAGGAAGAGAUAGGCAUACAUUGGCACGGGUUGCAUCAAAAAGGGACCAACUGGAUGGAUGGGGUGCCCGGUCUGACACAGUGCGGAAUAGAACCUGGGCAGUCUUUUAGAUACAUAUUCCAGGCCGAUCCUCCAGGGACAUUUUGGUAUCACUCUCAUUCCGGAACGCAAAGGGACGAUGGUUUUUUUGGAGCUCUUAUCAUCAAAGAGAAAGAAGAAAUGAUUCAUAAAGUGAAAGACAGUAUCGGGAUUCAAUUUGUUGAUACUCCUGAGUAUCAUACGUUGACAUUAUUUGAUCUGCAGCAGUCGCCUUCAAUGGAAGUAUACAGUAGAAUGCAAGCACACACUCUACAAACAUCAUUCUUCUCAUUCCUACCUCCUCAGCCAGAUAUAGAUAUCAACAUGAGCCGUCCUGUUGAUUUUGGAGCAACAGAAGCAUCACCAAUACCUUAUUGGUCUGGUAUAGUGAAUGGUAGGGGACGACACCCAAGCAUAGACUAUACUGGUACUAGACUAAGCAUAUUCACUAUAUCGCCAUUUAAAGAGUACAGGUUCCGUAUAAUAGGAGCACAGGCUUCAUUUACUUAUAUGCUCUCAAUAGACGAGCAUUCAAUGACUAUAGUAGCAACUGAUGCAUCAUUUGUUAAGCCAGUGACUGUAGAUUAUGUGAUUAUAUCAUCUGGCGAGAGAUACGAUGUAAUAGUGAAUGGUAAAGGAAUGGAGGAAUUAGAUGAGAGACAUAACUUCAUGAUAAGAGCAAGGACACUAGAGCCAAUCCUAAAUGGUAAUCUCACCCAGCCUCUUCAAUACAGGACAGACCACACUGUUGAGGCUAUACUACACUAUGAUAUAGCGCCAAAACCUAAUUCAACUGAAUAUGGUGAUAUUGCUGAUAAUUCUAUACCAGUUGAUGAAAAGUGUUCAAUAGAAGAACCUUGCAUUGUUCUUAAUUGCCCGUUCCCUUCUUUCUCUCCACUAUACAACUUUUCUUGUUUGCAUAUUCAUAAUCUCGAAUUAUUAUAUCCAAUUUCUGAUGGAGAGUCUCCUAAUGUUGUACCGGAUCAAACGAUAUUCCUCAAUUUUGCUUUUGGUGGCUAUGACGGCUCAAGUACUGUCAAUGCUAGAAACUUUAAGAUUCCUGAUCGACCACUCUCACUCUUGAAUUCAUCUGAGCUUCAAAAUGUCAAAGAUGACAUGUUUUGCAAAGAUUUAGACGAUCCAUCUCUUUGUGACAAUAAUCUUGAAAAUGAUGCUAUUUUCCCCUCAACUUGUCUCUGUAGUCAUAUCAAGGAAGUCUCGUUUAACCAGUCAGUGCAACUAGUUUUUUCUGCCCUUGGUCCGAACCCGGAAAACCUCAUCCCAUAUUCCAGUUCUCAUCCGAUUCAUCUUCAUGGUCACCAGUUUCAAGUGGUUGACAUACAGUUUGGAUCUUAUGACGAUACAGGUCGUCUAAGUAAAGGUAACACUGAUAUCAACUGUGGAGGGACCAAUCUAUGCACAGUACCACAAUGGAAGAAUGGGAAAGGAUACUCUGUAGGGAAAAAAGGCAUCGUUAAUGCCACUGCACCUCUCAAAGACACCAUUUUAAUACCAGCUGGAGGCUAUGCUGUAGUUUAUAUAAAGGCUACCAAUCCUGGAUACUGGCACUUGCACUGUCACGUUGAUCCUCAUCUUAUCGAAGGGAUGGCUAUAGUUCUAAGCGAAGCCGUUGACAAACUCUCAUCUCCACCUAAAGAGAUGCAUCAGUGUGGAACGUUUGACUGGUCACUGGAUGAAUACUUUGAUAUACUUAAUGACAAAACACCUCCAGGUAGUAGUACUCCAUUGCCUACUGGAGCAAGCAGUGAUUGCCAAGAUACCCAGCAAGUGUUACUAUAUACAAUAGUUGGUAUGAGUGUGUUGCUAGUGUUAUUGCUAGCUGCACUUUUUAUUACUACCUCUUGCUUGUGUUGGCUCACCUGUUUCAAGAAAUUAGGAAGAAAAUAUACUCCAUUAAAGCCUGUAACUGAGUCUAUGCAAGAAAGUUAAGAUUUUUUUAAACUUUUUAACAUUUCUAAUAACACAAAAUUGACUGAUAUAUAUACAGGGUAGAAAAUAAAAUGCAAUAUUUUUAAAUGUUCCAAAAUCUAUAUUUGUAGUUUUUAUAAAUGUUAGUUGUUACGUGUUAUUUAAGUGUUCUUUUUAUUUCAUGUUCCAUAUUCGUUAUUUGGGCCGCCACCUCUGAA
This is a messenger RNA of Amphimedon queenslandica, 2719 nucleotides long. Its product is annotated as laccase-1-like. The coding region runs from base 42 to 2522 and encodes 826 amino acids. Lineage: Eukaryota; Metazoa; Porifera; Demospongiae; Haplosclerida; Niphatidae. Gene Ontology annotation, molecular function: copper ion binding; oxidoreductase activity. The record is from RefSeq and is a predicted model, not a curated record. The transcript has 2 exons.